Molecule: messenger RNA, 1983 nt
Organism: Guillardia theta CCMP2712
Lineage: Eukaryota; Cryptophyceae; Pyrenomonadales; Geminigeraceae
Exons: 3
Coding region: 1-1983 (660 amino acids)
Source: RefSeq, a predicted model, not a curated record
AUGGUUCUUCAGUAUGAUGAAAAUGUUCGCAACCUGCUGUAUCGGAGAUCAUGCCAAUACACGCAGAGCGGACUUGUGGAUGCCUCUGUCCUCGAAGCUGAUCUCGUCGAGAGGGUGAAGAGCUUCGCGAAGCGUUAUCCGAACAGCAGGACAGCCCAGGCUUGCAAGGCUGUGGAGGGAUGCACCCCCGACGCUAUCGCAGAAGCCAUCCGCUCGACAUGUCAGCAGGCACGACGUGAGCUUCUGCAAGAAGCGAUGACUGGAUGGAGUGACGCAUCCAGAGAGUGGUUUAUGCAGCAGAUUGAAGAAGCCAAGAAGGAGAAGGUCGAGACAUACACCGCCUCAGCAGGCAACGAGGUGACUUCCUUCAUCUCCAUGACUCUCCUGGGCAUCUCCUCGGUGUAUGUCAACCAUGAAGAAAAGCUGAAGAAGAAAUUUGAAGAGAUCGGACUGAUCGUAGACUCAGUGCAAGAGAGUAAAGCAAUCAUGUGGAAGGCUCCGUAUAGACCCGAGAUAGCGAGUGCUGAGGAGAUCCCGGUGACUGUUUCCUUCCUCCGCAAUGCACAAGCGGAGAAGCUCUGGCAGGGAAGAGAGGACUUCGCGAUCGAUGGUCGCAAGUUCACAGCUGUACAUGUGAGCAUCGUGCACGAUAGAUCUUUCAAGAUUCGAGCCAAGAGAGGACCCUGGGGCAAAGGGGGCAGCUUGGCAGAGCUGACCCACCUGUUAACCUUGGGCGGCAUGACAACGGCUGAGAUAGCUGCCGUCUAUCGCUAUCAGCUGCUGCGCCAGUCCCUUGCAGCGGUCCAACUCCAGCCGCUGGCAGGCAUGCUGGUCGCUGGGGCGCCAGGACAGCAAGUCCACAAAGGCUUAGGUCAGAAAGGCUUCGUCGCUGUAGGGGCCAACGUCAUCUGGAGACAGAGGGAGGUGGAGUGGAUCGUCUCCUCGAGCUGCCCAGAGGCGAAUGAUACAGCAUUUCGAGCUUUCCGAGAGAGCGAAGCGAUGGAGGGAGUACACCUGACUCUGUUCAGCGAGGACCCGAAGAUCAGAGAGGCGCUCGCAGUCGAGUUGACAGCUGAUCGCUUUGUGUCCAGAAAUAAGUUGAAGAAGGCAUCAAGGAUGCAGAAGAAGGCAGGCGGCAAGGACGGCAAGGAGAUCAAGAUCAUCAUCAAGUCGACGGCGGCAUCUGGUCGCUUCACGAGGAAGGAGAUGGAGGGGCUGUGCAACGGCGGCAACACGUCUAUCGCAAGAGUCAAGAGAGUCUUGUUGGAGAUCGCUAACAGGCUCGAGAUCAAAGUUGAAGGCAUCGACAUGGAGGAGGAUUUGAACACCAAGUCCUGGAACGGGUCCAAGCUAUGCAUCCUCCUCGGCUCCACGGAGGAUGCUCGACGCAUGAUGAAGGAGCUGCCCUUCUAUCUCGAAGGCGCAGCAACCAAGCUCGAAGCAGUCGGCUUCGACAAGGAGCCUGAGGCGGCUGGUCAGCGGGGCACCAGCGACGCAGCGCAGCGACAGGAGGAGAGCGAGGGAGAGUGGCUGGAGUUUACAGACCUGGAGAGGAUCACAAUGGAGGCAGCAUCUCCGUCAAGCCAAGAGGACAUGCAGCUCGUCAGCGAGCUGUCAGCAGUCAUCGAAGAUGCAGCUUCUUUGAACGAGGCGGGGACGAGCGAGCCGAUCAAGCUGGUCCUGGACAAGGCCGUUGGCAACAAGCUCUUUCAAUGGGGGAAGACUAACUCACCAUGUUGUCCUCACUGUCCAGACCGAGAAGAAACCUGGGGUCAUGUUCAGCUAGCGUGCAAGCAGUUCCAAGAUAUGAUUCAAAAAGCACACAAUGAAGUCAUGAAGAAGAUCAAGGUCAAUUCAUGGUGGGAAACUCCAAUACGCAUCGUGAUGGAAGCGAUGGGGACUUCAAUGCACCGAGAAGGGCACUGGAUACCUGACGGACAUCGGAAUAUGACGGAGUCGAACAAACAAGCCUGGAAUGCCUGA